AUGCGCGAGAUGCCCAUGCAAAUGAAGACCAACAAAGAAAAACCCACAAGAGAUAGUGGACAGAGGGACGGAGUGCUGACAAAGAGCUUCCCAGCACGUCGCGACACCCCUUACGACCGCGCCCGAGCCGAGCACCACGAAUACGCAGACCUCGAGGACGACCAGCGAGCUGCCUUCCCCAAGCACCAAGAGGACACCCUACCGGACAGCGGGGAUAGCUCACAUCGAUACACAGAGAGGCCCGAAUUGCUGGAGGGGUGGAGUGCGCCAGCACUCGGCCGGGACCAGAUGUCGUCCUUUACGGGCCAGCCCAGCAUCAAGGGCAGGAAUGAGUCCAUUCGCAUGAUGCUGCUAUGUGCCAUCCACUUUGGCAUCACAUUCACAUGGGGAGUCGAGAUGACGUACUGCACACCAUAUCUCCUCAACCUCGGAUUAACAAAGAGCCAAACAUCGGUGGUGUGGAUUGCAGGACCACUGAGCGGCAUCAUCACACAACCGAUCGUCGGUGUUCUGGCGGACUCAAAUAAGUCAAGAUGGGGACGGAGGAGGCCGUACAUCUUCAUCGGAACCAUCAUCGUCUCCGCAUCGCUCUUGCUACUGGGAUGGACAAGAGAGAUUGUCGCAUGGCUGCUUCCCAUGGAGAGCGACUUCAGAAGGAAGUUUACUAUCUUCGUGGCCGUGCUGGCUUUAUAUGUGACAGACUUCGCUAUCAAUGCAGUUAUGUCGUGCUCAAGGAGCCUCCUCGUGGACACUCUGCCCAUCGCCAAACAGCAGACCGGCGCUGCCUGGGGAGGAAGGAUGGGUUCGUUCGGGCACAUCGUAGGAUACGCAAUCGGCGCCAUCGACCUGCCCGGGACCUUCGGGCCACGCCUCGGCGACACCCAGUUCAAGCAGCUCACCCUGAUCGCCUCCAUGAGCAUGCUUUUCACAGCGGGCGUGACCUGCUGGGCCGUGACGGAGAGGGUGCUCGUCUCGGUGCGGCAGGACCCCAGCCGCUCAUCCGAGGGGCGCUUCAAGGUCAUCCGCCAGAUCUGGUCGACACUCAUCGAUCUCCCGCCGCGCAUCCAAAUCAUCUGCUGGGCUAUGUUCUGGGCAUGGAUAGGAUGGUUCCCUUUUCACUUCUACGGGAGCACUUGGGUGGGCGAGACCUACUUCCGCUACGAUGCUACCGCAAACGCCGCCGCCGAGGGCAGCACGCUCGCACCAUCUGAUGCGCUGGGUGACAUGGGCAGGAUCGGAAGCUACACCCUCACCAUCUAUUCCUUCAUGACCUUUGCCGGUGCCUGGCUCUUGCCGUUGGUCGUGCGCGCCCCUGAGGACGAGAAGUUCACCCACCGCCCGCCUGCGAGCAUCGCGAAUCUGGUGGAGGGGUUCAGCAAGCUGAAGCCAGACCUGCUCACAGUCUGGCAGUCGGGCCACCUGAUGUUCGCUUGUGCCAUGUUCCUCGCCCCGUUUGCCAAGAGUUUCCGAUUCGCCACCGCUCUUGUUGUCUUCUGUGGAAUCCCGUGGAGUAUCGUUUCGUGGGCCCCGACUGCAACGAUGGGAAUGGAAGUCAAUAAACUCAGCACCGCCGACAUGAAUACCUCUUAUCGCCGCCUCUCCAACGCCGACUCCGUCCAGCUUUCGACGAUCCACCUCGAGCAUGGUGCCCACGAAGACGGCACUGAUGGCAACAGUGGGAGCACAGGGGAGCUGUCUGGUAUCUACUUUGGAAUUCUGAACAUCUACCAGACAAUUCCGCAAUUCAUAGGAUCAUUCAUCAGCACCAUCGUCUUCAGCAUCCUCGAGCCGGGCAAGAGCCCGGAGCUCGCGACCGACGCCCACCCCAGCGAGCACCACUCCACCACCGGGCCCAACGCAAUCUCGGUGUGCCUGUUCAUCGGAGCAAUCGCCGCGUGCGCCGCCUUCGUGGCCACAAGGAAGCUGAAGUAUACGCCCUGA
This is a messenger RNA of Diaporthe citri, 1941 nucleotides long. RefSeq lists its product as uncharacterized. The transcript has 5 exons. NCBI's taxonomy places the organism in Eukaryota, Fungi, Ascomycota, Sordariomycetes, Diaporthales, Diaporthaceae. The record is from RefSeq and is a predicted model, not a curated record. Gene Ontology annotation, molecular function: sucrose:proton symporter activity. Bases 1 to 1941 code for a protein of 646 amino acids. Gene Ontology annotation, cellular component: membrane.